Messenger RNA from Gigantopelta aegis, 1258 nucleotides. Its product is annotated as transmembrane protein 70 homolog, mitochondrial-like. NCBI's taxonomy places the organism in Eukaryota, Metazoa, Mollusca, Gastropoda, Neomphalida, Peltospiridae. The record is from RefSeq and is a predicted model, not a curated record. Gene Ontology annotation, biological process: mitochondrial proton-transporting ATP synthase complex assembly. The transcript is spliced from 2 exons. The coding region runs from base 72 to 875 and encodes 267 amino acids. Gene Ontology annotation, cellular component: mitochondrial membrane.
AUACUUCAUUUUCAAACCUCCCAAGUAAAAGAGUGCUGUGUCUAAUUUUCACGUUCACAAACUUAUCAAAAAUGCAUUUCCCAAGGAUAAGCAUACUGCAAGCUGUAUCUCAGCAUGUGACAUCAAGAGGCUGUUUUCGUAACCAUCACAGCAGAGUGUGCUGUAUUUCUCUGCUUGAAUCAAAUCGCCACAAACCUGGACCACGAGAAAUUAAUAUGAGACAGUUGUGUACUCAGCCUGGCGUGACUUUUGCCUCAACUAAUCCUCGCAGAGACAUCAUUUCUUUUACAUCGGGAUGGACAAAACGAACAUUCUGUUCCUCCAAACCGGAAGUGGAUUCUAUAACAGGAAUGCCGUUCCAUGAUCCCGAAAAGGGGAAAUUAAUUUAUGGUGGUCCUCUUGCACAAAUGAUCAAGGUGGUGAAGACAUUUUCUAUAACGACGAGCGCCAUUGGAUUAUGCCUGCAGCCGUAUUUACUCCUUCACUCUGAAGGUCAUUCUAUCAUAGCGAAGGUUGCCGUAGGAAUAACACUCAGUUUCUUCGUGUUUGUUACGCCAUUGCUGAUUCACUUCAUAUCGAAAAAGUAUGUCACGGAUUGUUAUUGGAAUAAGGAUACCAACGAAUUUAGGGCCACCACUAUCAGCCUGCUGUUGCGACGGAAGGUGUUGAAGUUCACGCCAGAGGACGUCGUGGUUCCAGACGUCCCAGGAAUGUUUACGUCCAUCAUCAUCAAGGGGAGACCACUCUUCAUGGACCCGAAGUUUUUUUACAGUCGGGAAGCUUACAUCCAGAUGAUGGGUUAUGACAAGCCGUUAGAGUGGGAACUCCCGAACACAGAUGAAAACCAGUCCGCACAGAAACCUGAAAAGUCUUGACUCAUUUUUUCAGAUGUUUUGAAAAUUGAAUAUAUGCUAAGCGGCAAAAGAAAUGUGAAGGGCAAAAUAAUAAUAAAAUAUUUUGCUGUAGACAGUGGGAUGAAAUAGAAGAACAUUGGUGUAGUGGUUAAGCUAUUGGGCUUAUGGCUGGUAGGUACUGGGUUUGCAUCCUGGUCCCAGCUUCCUUGCUGGGUAAGUUUAACAACUGAUUGAGUAGGUGUAAGGCCAUUACAUCGACUUGUCUCUCACAAUCCACUAAUCCACUAUCCUGGACAGACAGUUCAGAUAGCUGAGGUGUUUGCCAUGACUAGCAUGCUUGAAUCUUAAAUGGAUAUAAGCACAAAAAUAACUAUAAAUGAAAUUAAUUUGGCAGUUUCAUGAUU